Molecule: messenger RNA, 1141 nt
Organism: Hypoxylon trugodes
Lineage: Eukaryota; Fungi; Ascomycota; Sordariomycetes; Xylariales; Hypoxylaceae
Exons: 3
Coding region: 92-1141 (349 amino acids)
Source: RefSeq, a predicted model, not a curated record
AUCAGCUCAACUCAUCUACAAAAGACUCAGAUCUUUGAAAACCCUUGAAAAUAAGCAAAUAUUAGAUAUCCUCAGUACUUUGGUCUUCAAAAUGAUCUCACCAAGCCGCCUUCUCCCUCUCUUCCUCCUAUCACCUACGCUCGCACUUACGCGUGGCUUCGUCGCAUACAAAGAAAAAGGGUGUAAUGAUCCCCUCGAUAUCUGGAGCGAUGGGGUGCAAAUUCCGAACAACACGCUCCUCAUAGACCACUCGAUUAGAGAGCAGGGUACCUACGCUGGUGGUCGUACUUACGAGAAUAUGACGUUCCCGGCCGCCCAUGCCACCGGCGACAUGGACCAAGAUGCGGGAGUCCAGUUCGUUUACUGGAAAAUAGAGCAGCCUGACCCGGGUUGCCAGUACAUGAUGAUGAAGGAAACACCUAGAGGAUGGCAGGUACUCAGCCAGAUGCCUGGCGACGAGAUGCUGAGAAUAGCCCAGGAGGGUUGCUACUAUACUGCACUUGCUCCGAACGACAACGUAAUCACUAGCUACUGCUGUGGUCGCGAUGAUUGCGCCGUUGCGGAAGUCGAGUACGAACACAAGGAAGCCCAGGAUACCACCAACGGCGGUGACCCCCCGACCUGUACUGUGAAGAAACUGUAUUCUUCUAGUCCUACUGUCGAGGAUGGCGAGCAGAUUGCUGUUACUAGGCCGCAGACCUGCGAGGCUCCUCCUGCCUGCACCCAUUCGAUUACCCAGAGCAGACAAAUUAGCACGGCGGUAUCGCACUUCCAAUCAUUCUCCUGGACUACCGAAGAAGGAAUCGAUGUCAGCUUCGAGGCUGGUAUUAACUUCAUCGAACAAUCCACGAUCAAAACGGGCCUAGCGCUUAACAUUGCGCAAAGCUGGAUGGAUGAGACCGGUACUACCCUUACGCAAACCAACAUCACCGCUGCUCAAGAAGCCGGAAGACAAGAAGUCGGUACUGUGGCUUUCUACUCGUUUACACCCCAAUAUGACUGCUGGAAGGGAGAUGUCAGCUGUGGUAAAGAUAACAGUGGGAACGAGAAGGUGCUCGAGAACAUCAGCUUCUGCCAGCCCCGAAUCUCGACUACCGGGGAUCCCGCUGGAGUUUUCAGAAUGGUGUACACUUCAGGGUGA